AUGAUGGUUCUUGCCCACCCCCCACACGCCGUUCCUCCCCAUUCUUCAUGGGGGGGAGGACCACACCAACAACUUGAAACUAGUAUGGAAGAGGAUGAACUUCAAGAUAUCUGUGAUCAUGUCCAACUCCACUCUAGUCAAAUGAUACCAACCGUAGAAGCUCGCCCAAAUGUUCCCAAAGAGGUGCAAUCACCGCCCCCACCAUCCUCUGUCCAAGAACAAGAAGACCAGGAGCGGCAGGAGCAGGAGCAGGUUUCCUCACCGCAAGAUAAUGAGAAUGGUGCUGAUGAUGAUGAUGAUGACGAUGACGACGACGACGACACGCCACUUUCGGAAGACCAAGCCCGAUUUUGUGCCGUCAAGCGAGAAGCCAUUCUGUUAUUGUCAGGCGCUCACAAGUCUUGCAGCGGUGCCGAGCGAAUAAAGGCCAUGACUCUACUCGGAGCGCUCUACAAGGCCGAAACCAAGCAUGAUUUGGCCGUGUUGGGAGAAAAGAUUCAAGAACUUUUGCAACAGAAAAGGGAGCAAGACGAAGAAACUUUGCGACAAAAGCAAGAAGAGGCCAACAAUCGAACCCCCGAACGAUUUUCGCGGAUUCGGUCGGGCCUCACUCGCAUGAUGCAGCCAAACUCCUCGGAUGUUGCCAGUGUGGCAUCUCAGCCAUGUCCACGAAGAAACGCAAGGCAAGACAAUAAUAACAAUGGCCGAGGCUGGAGAUUCUUUUGGCAACGCGGCGAUGCCAAUGAAGGCCGACGAAGACAGAGACAUUCCCACGAUGGCAUUCAUGGCCUUCAGGUGGCAACAGCUAGUGCAAAUGCAGGUCGCAAUGCUCGCAUGCAAAGUCUGUCGGAACGACGAAAGAUUUGGGAUACUAGAACAAUCUAA
Molecule: messenger RNA, 885 nt
Organism: Cylindrotheca closterium
Lineage: Eukaryota; Bacillariophyta; Bacillariophyceae; Bacillariales; Bacillariaceae
Source: the annotation of a GenBank genome assembly